Messenger RNA from Lutzomyia longipalpis, 925 nucleotides. RefSeq names its product translocon-associated protein subunit beta (gene SsRbeta). The transcript has 3 exons. Gene Ontology annotation, cellular component: membrane; endoplasmic reticulum. NCBI's taxonomy places the organism in Eukaryota, Metazoa, Arthropoda, Insecta, Diptera, Psychodidae. The record is from RefSeq and is a predicted model, not a curated record. Bases 126 to 698 code for a protein of 190 amino acids.
CAUUACACGUCACGUAAAUGUGUCAAUUUUUCACAUCGCGAAGAGUCAACGUGUCACCGGUUUCUCGUGAAUUUUCCUAUUUUCCCUCAUAAGUUAUUUUCCCUGGCUGUAGAAAUAUUCUAAAGAUGACCUCAAAAUACCUCCUGAUUCUCGUGGUUUUUGCUGCUGCAACCCUUGCGGAUGAGGACUCAAAUGCCCGCCUCUUGGUGUCUAAGCAAAUCCUCAAUAAAUACCUCGUGGAGCACAGAGAUAUUGUGGUCAAGUACACACUCUUCAAUGUUGGGAAUGGGGCUGCUGUGAAUGUUCAGCUCACCGACCAUGGGUUCCAUCCGGAAGCCUUUGACAUUGCCAAGGGCCAAUUAAGGGCACACUUUGACCGCAUCGCACCCCAAACUAACGUUACGCACAUUGUUGUGGUGCGCCCCAAAUCUUUUGGGUACUACAACUUCACCGCUGCCGAAGUUACCUACAAAAUCAAUGAGGAAUCUGACGUGAUUCAAGAAUCCAUCACAUCUGAACCCGGAGAGGGAGGAAUUGUUGCACUUGUGGAGUUCAACAAGAGGUUCUCAUCGCAUUUCUUUGAUUGGGCAGCUUUUAUUGUUAUGGUCCUGCCAUCGUUGGUAAUUCCCUUCGGACUGUGGCAUUCAUCAAAGUCAAAGUACGAGAAACUCGCAAAGCCCUCGAAAAAGAGUCACUAAACUCUCACAUAAACUCACCCUCCUCCAUCACCUUCCAUCUCAUUGUGACAAAAACCGAACCUCCACCCGGUUACACAUCCAAACACAUCGGAUGAGAUUAUAAAAAGAUCAAGAGAGAUCAAUGUGAGUCUUUUUUAUGCAAAAAAAAAAGACAGAAUAUCAAGAAUAUUCGCAAAAUUGUAAUAUUCUUGAAAUAAAAUCAGAUCUCAUUGUUCUAAACCUACAAA